AUGGAGAUAAUAACACCAACGCCACCAACAACAGCCGUCACUACGACAAACACAGCCGCGAAAUCGCCGGAACCCGACAUAGAGACUCCGACCCGGAUCCACCAAGCCGUCGGAAACCCGAAUCCGAGUCCAAAGCCGGUGUCUUUCUCCAACGGGGUCUUGAAGCGCCACCAUGCAAACCACCGCGUCACCGCCGUGGUUUACAAGGAAUGCUUGAAGAACCACGUGGCGAGCUUAGGUGGCCACGCCCUCGACGGCUGCGGCGAGUUCAUGCCGUCUCCGGCGGCCACCGCCGACGACCCCAGCUCCAUCAAAUGCGCCGCCUGCGGCUGCCACCGCAACUUCCACCGCCGCGAGCCCGAGGAGCCGCCAAUUUCCCCGGCAACGCAUCAUGUUCUGGAGUACCAGCCCCAUCACCGUCACCACCCUCCGCCGCCGGUUCCUUCACACCGGAGUCCUAACUCCGCCUCCCCGCCGCCGAUCUCCUCCUACCCGUCGGCACCCCACAUGCUCCUCGCCCUCGCCGGAGGCAGCGGCCUCUCCGUCGCGCCGGAAAACACAGCCGCGCCGGCUCAGGCUCACCACUCCCGGAAGCGCUUCCGCACGAAAUUCACCCAGGAGCAGAAAGAGAAGAUGCACGAGUUCGCCGACAAAGUGGGGUGGAAGAUGCAGAAGCGCGACGAAGACAUGGUUAUGGAGUUUUGCAACGAGGUUGGUGUCGACAGAGGAGUUCUCAAAGUGUGGAUGCACAACAACAAGAAUACUUUCGCCAAAAAAGACAACCUUAAUGGUAGUGCUGGUCUCGUCAGUGCCAACGGGAUUAACCAUGUUCCCACAGUAAUCAGCGCUACCGUCAGAAGCAACGUUGAUGUCCUCGAACAUGAACGCGGCGGAAUCAACGGUAACAGCAACGACGACCACAACCACAACCCCGGUUCUUCUCACGAUGCGAACGAGUACGAGAAUGAUAGUGGAACAAACGGUGGUGGAACAAAUGGGUCUUCUUCUUCUUCUUGA
Messenger RNA from Sphenostylis stenocarpa, 1017 nucleotides. The record is from the annotation of a GenBank genome assembly. Lineage: Eukaryota; Viridiplantae; Streptophyta; Magnoliopsida; Fabales; Fabaceae.